AUUAUUCACUAUUUGAAGUACAUACUGAAUGUGCUAACGUUCUCAAAUACACGAAUAACACUCUAUAGAUAUGUCUUCUUUUACACUAGUUGUGUUAAUAUUCAUAGCAGGGUAUGGAUUUUGUAAUGGAUUUAAUUUGGGAAUCCUAAUGGACAGGUUAGAUAACGUGGAGAGUAGAAUUGAAAACAACAACAAGAUUCGUCGUAAGGAAAUUGCGGCCGUUUAUGAAAAAUUGUCAGUGAUAGAUUCGUUGAAAGCAAAGGUAAACAUACUCAUGGAUAUUGUUGUUGGAACUGAGCCAAAGCCCAAUAACAUAUUUAAAAAAUCGGAAGAUGUUAAAGAAGCAAGCUACAAAAAUUCAGAAAACAGAGAUUUGAGAAAUGUGCUUUUUGAAGCCUUCCGUAAGGUGAAGAUGAGGAAUGAAAAGUUACAUAAAGAUUAUAAAAAGUUAAAGGUCGAAGUUAUGACGACACUGGCCAACCAAUUUUUGAAUCAAUCAAACACAAUUGAUAGCAUGAUAGAAGAUGUAAAAGUUGACAUGAAGCGCAUAAAUCUAACUGUAACUGAUGUAAAAUCUAUAACGGAAAAUGUUGAAAAUCAAGUCAAUAUAAACACUGAGCUUGGACAAGAACUUGUAACCAGAAUGUUAAAUGUUGAAGAAAAUAUCACAUUGCUCCAAAAGGACUUUGCCGCGGUCAGUCAGUUACAAAAUAAAGUUGACACCGUAUCUGAGACGACGCAGGAUCUACGGCGGAACUUGGAUUUUAAACCUGAAUCGUGUGCAGAUCGGCAGAAAUUAGAUAAUACUAGUGGAGUGUAUGAUCUCUGGUCCUCUAGUCUCCAAUCAAAGUCCCGCGUUUACUGUGAUCAAGAAACGGACGGCGGUGGAUGGAUUGUUUUCCAAAGGCGGGAGGACGGUUCGGUCGAUUUCGACAGAAACUGGAAUGACUACAAGCUAGGCUUUGGAGACCUAAAUGGAGAGUUCUGGCUAGGGAAUGAACAUGUCAGUCGUCUGACUUCAAAUGGAACUCACGAACUUCGGAUAGACAUGGAGGACUUUGAUGGAAAUAUAGCUUAUGCUAAAUAUAGUGAUUUUAAAAUUCUUCCAGGAAGUGAAAAAUAUCGCCUGCAGGUCAGUGGUUACAGUGGAAAUGCUGGCGAUUCCCUUGCAUAUCACAACGAUAAACCUUUUUCGGCACAAGACAACUGGAAUUUGGAAACUGAAUACUGCAAAAAGUAUAAAGCUGGCUGGUGGUUUCACAAUUGCAUGCAUUCGAAUUUAAAUGGGGAAUAUUAUCAAAGAAAUCCACCUUCGACAUAUCUUGGAGUUGUUUGGCGUCACUGGCUUGGUUGGGAUGAAACAAUUAAAUCCACUGAGAUGAAGUUUCGCAGCAUAAUGUAUUCUUUUUCACUGAAAGUAAUAGUCUUCCUGACAGUGAACGGAUUUUGUCACGGAUUAGAGUCGAAGAUUCUAAAGGAUAGAUUAGAUAACAUGGAGAAAAGAAUUGAAACUCACAAUAAGAUUCGUCGUCAAGAAAUGACGGCCGUUUUUGAGAAGUUGUCUGUAAUAGAUUCGUUGGAAGCCAAAGUAAAAAUUAUUAUGGAUAUUGUUGUUGGAACACAGACGUAUCCUGGUGCAGAAAAUCAAGAAAAGGAAAAGAUUCAUGAUACGAGGGACCCAAAUGAAGACAUCAGAUAUUUUAGAAAUGUAAUAUUUGACGCCUUUCGUAGAGAAAAGACGCGGAACAGGAUGUUUCAGAAAGAUUAUAAAAAGUUUAAGAUCGAAUUAAUGACAACGUUGAACAAUCAUACACUGAAUCACUCAAACACACUUAAUAACAUGAUAGACAAAGUUAACAGUGACAUUAACAAUAUGAAUUUUACUGCAAUUGAUAUAGCAUCUAAAAUGGCAAAUCGUGAAAUUCAAGGCAAUGAAAGCACUGAUUGUGAACAGGAGCUUGUAUCAAGAAUAGUGCAUGUUGAAGAAAAUAUUACAUCACUACAUGAUGAUGUUAAUGCGAAGGUGAAACAGCUACAAUAUAAGGUUGAUGCUGUAUCUGAAAAGCAAGAUUUGCAUUGGAACAUUUCAUUUAAACCAGAAUCUUGUGCAAUGCGAAAGCAACUAGGACAUUCUAGCGGAGUGUUCGAUAUAUGGUUCCAAAAUCAUGAAUCAAAGAUAAGUGUUUACUGUGACCAAGAAACAGACGACGGUGGAUGGAUUGUUUUUCAAAGGAGAAAGGACGGUUCGGUCGAUUUCGAUAGAAACUGGAAAGACUACAAGCAAGGUUUUGGAAGUCCGAAUGAAGAAUUCUGGCUAGGAAAUGAAUAUGUGAGUCGUCUAACUUCAGAAGGAACUCACGAGCUUAGGAUCGAUAUGGAAGAUUUUGAUGGGAAUAAAGUUUAUGCUAAAUAUAGCAAUUUUAAAAUUCAUCCAGAAAAGGAUAAAUAUCGUCUAAUGGUUAGUGGGUAUACUGGAGAUGCAGGGGAUGGCUUGAAAUUUCACAACAGGAAAUGGUUUUCAACUAAAGACAUGUGGUAUUUUAAUCAAUUUUGUAAAAGUUAUAAUUCUGGUUGGUGGUUUGGGCUAUGUGCCACUGCCAAUUUAAAUGGCGUGUAUUACUACAGACAUCCACCUAAAAUCUAUUUAGGAGUAUCGUGGCAACCAUGGCUCGGAUACAAUGCGACACUUAAAUUUACAGAAAUGAAGUUUCGAAAGUCUAAUGAAAAAUGACUGCGUGUGUGUAUUAUUUCGAUGCAUGGUUUGACAUUAAAGUAGUUUUUGAAAAAGACAAAGAAGGCCCGUUUGUCAGUGAAUGCAAAGAAACUGAAAUUUGGAGAAAGUUUCAGUACCAUGGAAAGUUAUGCAGAGCAUCCUCAUUUAUUGGAAAACAAAUACAGUGUGACGAGAACACUAAUACAAUAUUAUGGAGACACUUGUUGAAGUCUUCUUUGAAUACCAAAUACAAAUUAAUCUGCAGACACACUGAGAAACCUUUAAAUGUAAUAAGGGACAUUUUCGUUGACGUUUUGCUUUGAAUACAGGAGAGAGUGUGAAACAUUAAGUUGCAGACACUCAUUUUGGAAGAAAGGACUUGGGAUGCUAUGGAGGCCGUCCUCGUUAUGUGACGUAUUACUCUACAGACAAUAACUUUGUCAAAACCUUAGGAAGUAUGAAGGAUAUUUUUGUUGACGCAUUGGUUUGAAUACUAUAUACAGUGUGGCGUAAUAAUCUAUGGACAUUAUGUUUUAAGGAAACCUUCACACGUUACAUCAUAGAAUAGAAUUUUGCUCAGGCGAGUGCUAUGGGGCGUGACGUGUAUUACAAUCUGAUGUUAUCUCACGAAAAGAGUUGAUGAACAGUCUGCUAUAUGUUUUUGAAAUCUAUAUUUCAUUUUUAAAUUGACAUAGAAAGUAAAGGAACUGCCGAUUGAGAAAAUUGUUUCAAAACAUACGGACGUCGCCAUUCUACGUUUUUACUUUGUAAUGCGUACUAUAUGACUCAUCAGGUAGCAGAGCUAAAAUUUCAAAACUUGUUGGAAUUUUCAGUGGCACCGAUCAUAUAUAGGAGUUGAUUUUAUAUUCAAUUAUUAUUUCACCCAUUCAAAGCGCUAAGAGUUGUUCAAAAUUUUACGACUUUUAAAAGAUUCAAAUCAAAUUAAUGCUAAAUUGCAAGAUCGUGGAAGCAGUUAUUUUAGUUAAUAUUACGCCAAUAAUACGUUUGUAAUAUGUCAGUCACAGUUCACCGUAAAGCGUUAAAAAUAUUUCGAAUACAUGUAAUAAUAUAAUAGCAGUUUGUAAACAAUACCUGGAUUCCUUGUCAGAACUAUACACUCUUUCCACGUAUA
Molecule: messenger RNA, 3845 nt
Organism: Mercenaria mercenaria
Lineage: Eukaryota; Metazoa; Mollusca; Bivalvia; Venerida; Veneridae
Exons: 3
Coding region: 71-2731 (886 amino acids)
Source: RefSeq, a predicted model, not a curated record